Molecule: messenger RNA, 1001 nt
Organism: Salarias fasciatus (jewelled blenny)
Lineage: Eukaryota; Metazoa; Chordata; Actinopteri; Blenniiformes; Blenniidae
Gene: vma12
Product: vacuolar ATPase assembly factor VMA12
Exons: 6
Coding region: 225-842 (205 amino acids)
Biological process (GO): vacuolar proton-transporting V-type ATPase complex assembly
Cellular component (GO): endomembrane system
Source: RefSeq, a predicted model, not a curated record
UCACGUGGUUGUUACGUCAUCCUGUCACGGGGAAACAGUAUGGCCGCCUGCAGAGAUGUAAUGUUGUACCUUUAGCUGCAUUUUGGUCAAAAACAAGAUUUUAACCAUUAAAUGUCGAAGUGAAACACGCGCAGUCACAUCUGUCGUGUUUCCUUUAGAACCGACAGGACAAAAAAGGACGCAUGUAGACAUCUGUGGUGUGUGAAAUCGUUGAUUUGAGCACCAUGGCUUCUGCUUUUGUAGUGGGAGAUAAAUUCAGGAAGAAGGUGAGAGAACUGUUGGAAGACUCGGAAAACUCUGGAAACUCAGACUCAUGUCUGCCUGAAACACUGAGAGGAGAGCUGAUCCAGCUCCUGGACAGCCCGGAAACAGUCACCCUUUCCUUCAGCACCGCCAGACAGCUCAAGAAGUACCUCCAGGAUGCAGGUCAUCCUUUUUACCUGCAUGAGCUGCUGGAGGACAGCGUUCUGCACCUGCCCGAGGUCGUGAAGCCGCCCAGAAACCCGGAGCUGAUCGCUCGUCUGGAGAAGAUCAAGGCCAAGCUGGCCAACGAGGAGUACAACAAGAUCACACGAAACGUCAACACACAGGAAAUCCAGCGGAACGGGACUUUAGCAGACUUUGGACGGGACGUGCGCUCGGCCAAAGCCGUGGUGGUGACGGUCUUUAACUUCCUGGUGACCGUCGUGGCCACGUUCGCCUGCUCCUACAUGGGCAGCCAGUAUUUGUUCACCGAGACCACCGCGCGGGUGAUAUCGGCCGUGAUCGCGGCGUCCGUGGUGGGCUUGGCCGAGCUGUACGUCCUGGUCCGCACCAUGGAGGGCGAGCUCGGCGAGCCGUAGCAGCUCGGAGGACGUCCAGGGUUUCGAGGUUCAGUCUGGAUUUCCACCUGGUUUGUUAAUUGAAGCGGAAGUAUUAUUAAAAAAAAAAAAAAAAGAAGUUUCUUUCAAAUUGAUUGAAUAUUUGACAUUCCACCUCCCCUUUUCACCCACAUGAUCUGA